Molecule: messenger RNA, 1596 nt
Organism: Daphnia magna
Lineage: Eukaryota; Metazoa; Arthropoda; Branchiopoda; Diplostraca; Daphniidae
Exons: 10
Coding region: 1-1596 (531 amino acids)
Source: RefSeq, a predicted model, not a curated record
AUGCGUCAACACGUUAUAUUGUGGACAGUUUCUAUAGUGAGUGAAGUGUUAAAAACUUUAGUUAAAAGUGGUGUAAUUGACGUGAUGUCUAAACAAGUCGUGAAGCUACUAAAUUUUUCCAAAAAAAAUUCAAAAGUGAAAAUGUUUUGUGUUUCCUCGUUGGAUGAGCUGCUAUUGAAAGGUGCUACUGCAUUUGCCUUAAACGGAAUUUGUGAAAUCGUUACAAGCUCAGAAGACAUUCUUUCGGACGACGAAGUUUUGUUUAUGCUGAAUUGUCAAUCGGAGUUUCUCUAUAUUCGAUUAAGUCAAUCUGAAAAUGACGGACAACAGAGUAACGAGACCGUAAAAGAGGCCGGGCAUCAGAGUAUUAUCGAGGCCGGGAAACAGAGUAAAGAAACCGGACAGGAGAAUAACGUGGUAGAGCAACAGAGUAACGAGACUGGACAGGAGAAUAACGAGGCGGGACAAGAGAAUAACAUGGUAACGUGUUUCCCCGUUGAUGAUAUUCUUAAACAAGGAAGAAUUGGUGUUAAAGGAGAUACAGCUAUUGAAAUAAUCGACCGACUCAAAGCAGUGGACUACCCCAAAAGUCGUUGCCUUGACAAAGAUCACUUUUUUCUUGUUAAGGCCACUGGAACUUGGUUGAUGAAAAAUUGUGAAAAACGCGAAAAUUUCCCUACAUUCAACGAAAUUUUAAAGAUGGCCAAAUCAAUUGUCUCUUUCUUUCCAUCAGCUGGUAGUUUCAACACUGAAUCACCGUGGGAUUUGUUUUUUGACGAUAAAACUCGCAAAGGUUCGUUAGAGUCCUACAUGAGAGGGAAACGAACAAGGAAGCAGCUUUCAGAUAAACGUUCAAAUAAGCGGCCCAAAACAGUCUUUUUGUGUCCUGAGGGGGAUUCUUAUACGGAAGAUGAAAUAAGGGAAGCAGAGGAGUUCAUGAGAUUUACACAAUUAGAUUCCAAUGACACAAGAAACCCCAAUUGCAGCAAAAUGCUUCGUUUGAUGAAAGUAAGAGACGAAUUUUUUCGUUUAAAAGGGAGUACUUUGGAAACUUUUGCUUCAAAUUGGCGGAAAGCAGAAUGUAAAAUAAUAGAAUUUUGUAAACAGAAAUUUAUGAAGAGUUUAGCCGUCUUAGAUAUCUUAAGGAAGGCAGAGGAAGCUGAAGAAAACUUUGAUAUUCCUGGACGCAUGAAAUGUGUCUUAAAGUUGACACUGCAUGCAGCAGCCAAUACGCAACCGUCCCAAAACAAAAAAGGAUCAACUGCUGACGGAUGGAAUCUUCUGUACCAGUCAUUCAAUGAAAUUCUUCUUCCGGAGGAGGCUGCAAAUCGUGCUAGCGACAUGGAGUUGCCUGGUGUCUUGGACAUAAAUGGGGCAUAUUACAUCAAGAUCGACAAUUCGGCUGUAGCUCUUACUGAAACGAAAUCUUUUGAACAAUCAGUGGGUUAUUUGCUAAUGUACUAUCACAUCCUAGACAUCAAUUAUCCUGCAAAAUUGAAAUUUGUUUAUGGAUUUCUUGAAACUAUGUUUGAUAUUGUCCCCUCAAUGAAUCCAUCCAAAAAAAUGAAAGAUUUGUGUUCCUUUGUUUUCAAUUGA